Messenger RNA from Trichoderma reesei QM6a, 1705 nucleotides. RefSeq lists its product as uncharacterized. The record is from RefSeq and is a predicted model, not a curated record. The coding region runs from base 119 to 1345 and encodes 408 amino acids. Lineage: Eukaryota; Fungi; Ascomycota; Sordariomycetes; Hypocreales; Hypocreaceae. The transcript has a single exon.
AUCAUCUCUGGCGCCUCACCCAUUCCCAAGCGUCAGCACGCAUCCACGAGCAUAAACAGUCCUCUUCAUCAACCGCACGACCUAUCCCAAGCCUAACGGAGCCAGUCUAGUCCAGACGAUGGAGGCACUUCGCCAGGAGCAGCUGAGGCGGCAGCUUCACGCUGAAACCUGCGUGCGAGCUGAGCCGGCUCUGCGGGCCAACUACUACAACCAUAUUCACAAUGCUCCGGAUCGAGCUUCGACUACACACCGCGCGGAGGCGGUUAAUCCAGGCCUGGCCCAGGAUCAGACACGCUUCAUGGGAUAUUACAUGCCGGUCUUGCAAUACCAGCAGCACACCUAUCCGACUGGCUAUACUGGACAAGUCUAUCAGACGGCUACCCAAUCUCAGCAAGUCGAUCAGGGUCACUACGCAGAGCAGGUCUAUCAGGCCCAACCGGUCGAGCACACAAGCCCUGCUCAUCAGUAUGAGCAAUACCAUCAAUCCCAGCAACUGGGUCGCCAGUUUCAGCCCGGUCUCUCAAAAGCCCAGCAACAGCGACCUGCCGGCUGGCAUCCAUCGGCGACUCUGCCAUCACCCCCGGUUGACUUCGAGUAUAUACAGAAUGCACCUACUCAAUGGCCACCCUUGGCGACGCAGUAUGGUCAGCAGGACAACUAUCAACAAGCCUAUCGACAGAGUUACCAGCCUCCUUGCACCUCGCAGCAGGAGAGCUAUCAGCCUGACUACACUCCGCACUCCCCGCAGUUUUCAACAUAUUCGGCACCAGCUGCACAGCCAUCACCAGAAUUCUCUCCGCCAUCGCCCAACUUGAGAACUCUGUCGGCGAACCCGUCACCUAUGGCCAUGCAGCAGGUUGUUCAGCAGAGCUACCUGCCCAGCUACACCCCACGCUCUCCUCAAUUUCCUCAUCAUUAUUCUCACGGCGCGGCUUCUCCAGAAUUCUCUCCACCAUCGCCCAUGAUGAGGGACGGAUCGAUGGACUGGUCGCCUUUGGCACUGAGCCAGCGCAGCACCUCUGUUGAAAGCAACCCGCCUACACCGUGUGGCUUCGCCACGCAACAAAUGCAGCCAGCUGCUCCCGAACCCGCGUUCCAGGUGGUGGACGAGCCGGAAGAAGAGGGAGAGGUCCUGGUCGGGUUGGGUCUCUACGACACUCCCGGCAAAUACGUCGAAGAAACUUCCUACACAUUUCAUGGUUUCUCGGAACUGGGAAUGCCUAUGCUGCCACGAGAGCGCACCAGCCAGCAUUUGAAGCUGGCCGAGGGAUGGACACCCCCAAGCAUCCCCGAUAAUGAGGAAGACGAGGAGGAGGAAGACAACCAAGACGAAGACGGGGAGUAAGGUGGAAUGAGAAAGAAGUCGCCAAGAUGUGACACGACAUGAUGAACUGUUACGACUACUGGAGGAAUUUGGACGGAAUUUCUGAAAAUGAACAAUGGGAACACUGGCGUCAAUGAAUUUGGGUUUUCGGAGUUACGGGUAUCUGGGGGCUUGCAGAUGAAGGGUCUGCCUCUGCUUUCUGUUCUUUGACAAAGCAUGGACGGGCAUACGUGGAAUCAAGGAAAAAAGAUACCCCUGGACAAAGCUUGGGUACGCAUGGGCUAUGGAAACCAAGGCGGUAUUACUGGAAUGAAUAUAGAUAGGAUAGACAGCCAAAGCGCAGUAGAACAGCAGGGUCAAUAGCCUUGGUAGCUCUGAGAU